Molecule: messenger RNA, 1066 nt
Organism: Cladocopium goreaui
Lineage: Eukaryota; Dinophyceae; Suessiales; Symbiodiniaceae
Source: the annotation of a GenBank genome assembly
ACAAGGCCUCAAAUCAGCUAUGCAAUAUUCUGAUUCAACAAGAUUUUUUCUCCGAACCUUACGGACCAGAUACUACUAAAAAUCAGCACUAGACAUAUGCUAUCAUCAGCUUCAGCGGGUACCCUUGCUAGGCCUUGAAAGACUGCAUCAGCAUGCUGGAGAAGUUCUCCCAAGAGAGCGACCAAAUAAGGAGGGCAACCAAGCAUGACUCGCAGCAGUAUUCUUCUGAUAUGAACCUCCUGGGCUCCUUCUUACAGUCCUUGCAGGGGCAAAUGGCAGCCACAUAUCACACGGACAAGAAGCUCUAUGACCAACUUCGCAGCAAGCAGCAGAAGGCGUUGUCCACGGGCUUGAUCCAGAAGCACCAAGCCACCAAGGGGACCAAGACGACCAAGGCAUCAAGCAAAUCCAAGCACCAUGCCCACAGUCUGAAGCAAAAGGUCAAGAUGAGAAAGGCACAUCGUAAGGCCCACGCCGCGGCCCACGCCCAAAAGGCCCUCAGCCAGCACGGCCAGCACGCGAAGCACACGAAGCACACGAAGCACCAACAUGGCCAAUGGAAGGCACCGAGUUUUCUUCAACUCUCAGAGGAUGAGCACGAAGAGCUGUCCAAAGUGGACCUUGACCUGCGAAAGUUGCAGGAGAGUAUCAAGAAGCAGAUCGAUAUGGCAGACCAACAGGCGGAUGCUGCGGACGCAGCCUCGGGAAUGCUGAGCCACCUGGUCCCCGCCACGAGUUUGUUGCAACUGUCGGAAGGUGAUGGGGAGCUGGCAGAUGACUCGGCUCCUGCAUCCCAGGUUGAGGCGCCAACUUCCAGCAGCCUCCUGGAAGAGGAGGCGCCCGGCUUUGCCAGUUUCUUCUGGAAGCCUUGGAAGUUACAAGAUGAGAAACAGACUUUGCAUCACAUUGUUGGCUUCGGGCUCACCAAAGAUGAAAGACAGAUCCAGACUGAGAAGAAGAUCACAGCAGCCUGACCGGGCCAACAGCUUCAUCCCGCGGGUGAGCAGCCCUGUGUUCAACGGAUGAUCUUUCCCGAAGAUAAAUCCUGGCAUUUUGAAUGACUCGC